Messenger RNA from Spirodela intermedia, 1432 nucleotides. NCBI's taxonomy places the organism in Eukaryota, Viridiplantae, Streptophyta, Magnoliopsida, Alismatales, Araceae. The record is from the annotation of a GenBank genome assembly.
AUGAGAAAUAGUAUUUAUUCAAAACCCAUCAAUCCGUCGGCCUUUGAGAGCGGCUCCUUCACGCUCUCAAUGAAUUGCCACUUCGAGGUCAAGACGGUGUCCACCACGUGGAGGGAUCUCGGACCACGCUAGAAGACACACCGACAUACAUAUCCACUCUGGAUGAACGAGGCGGAACGGGCUUGGUAGGCUUCUUCUUAUUCUUCGCCCUAUUCCUCCUCCUCCAACUGGAGAUGGCAGAUUGCGUUCACAAGCUCUCCCUCCUGCCUUCGCCGGAGAUUCUUCUUCCCCUCCAUCCCCGCAGAGUCGCCGUCGUCACUGGCGCCAACAAGGGCAUUGGCCUGGAGGUCGUCCGGCAGCUAGCCCUCCAUGGCGUCACCGUCGUCUUAACAGCCAGGGACCAAGGCAGGGGAACCAGGGCCGUCGAUUCCCUCAAACUGCCGAAUGUGCUCUUCCACCAGCUCGACGUCCGGGACCCCGGCGGCCCCCCUGCACUGGCCGACUUCCUCACUGCCCGAUUUGGCAGCCUCGAUAUCCUCGUACUUCUUCUGGGCAUUUCCUCGAACAUCUUCUGCACGCUCAUUUCUGACCACCUCCUUCCUCCUCCCUCCCACCACUAUUCACAAACCCUAGGUGAACAACGCCGGGCACGGCGGGGUGACGACGGACGUCGAAGGUCUCAAGGCCCUGAACAUCGAUCCCCGCCAGUGGGUAACUUCUGCACUCUAAUUUUCUGCAAAUCUUGGGCGAGCCCAAGUUUCUUCAUCUGACCGUAUUCGAUCCAGCUCUCCGGCGGCGCAGCCGACCUCGUUCGAGGCGUGAUCAAGCAGGACUAUGAAGGGGCGGUGGCCUGCAUAGACAUCAACUACUUCGGCUGCAAGCGGGUGACGGAGGCCCUGCUCCCUCUCCUGCAACUCUCCUCCUGGGGAGCCACCAUCGUCAACGUCUCCUCCCUCCGAUCAGAGCUCAGGGUACGGAGGGAUAGAAAGAGAAACACAGAGAGAGAGAGAGAAAAGACUGGUUUUUCCUCACUUGACUCCUGCUGGUGCAGAGGAUCCCGGGAGAGAGGAUAAGGAAAGAGCUGGGGGAGAUGGAGGGCCUGAGCGAGGAGAGGAUCGAGGAGGUGCUGCGGAGGUUCCUGGAGGACAUGAAGAGGGGCGACCUCGAUGGCGGCGGCUGGUGCCUGAUGCUGCCGGCGUACAGCAUCUCCAAGGCGGCGCUGAACGCCUACACGCGGGUCCUGGCGGCGCGCCACCCGGCGAUGAGGAUCAACUGCGUGCACCCCGGCUAUGUCGACACAGACAUCAACUGGCACACCGGCAUCCUCACCGUCAGUGAGGGGGCCAGAGGGCCGGUGGCUCUCGCCAUGCUCCCCGCCGGCGGGCCUUCCGGCUGCUACUACGACCAGACCACCCUCGCGAGCUUCUUCUGA